CUAUACGCGUAACAGUUGGUGUACAGAUUAUAAACAUUUCUCCAUUUAUCUACCGCUCUGACUCAACUGGCUUUAUUCAAAUUUCAGUGUGUAAUUGGCGGUUCGUCCUGACUAUAAAAAGCGACAGAAGCGUUGGUAGAAAGGCAGUUCCUCAGUCUUGGCAUGCAGUUUCUGUUGUGAAGACACCAAACGCUUGUGUUUAGAAACGUUCUCUGCGUCGUGUUUGUCGAUAUUUUCCGGAGUAACAUCAUAUUCUUGGCAUUUACAAGUUAAAAAUACUUCUGCUUGAAAUACAUGCUUUGGCUCUGGCGCGGGGAUGUGUCCAACCAGUUGCGACUUUCUAUAUUGUGGGGGAUGCUCCAAGACCGAAGAGGAGGAAGGGCCGAGCACCGAAGAGGACUCGCGUCCCUUCCACGGCAGCGGCGUGUGCAAGUGGUUUAACGUGCGGAUGGGCUUCGGGUUCCUGUCCAUGACGAACCGGGAAGGCACACCGCUCGAGGCCCCCGUCGACGUGUUCGUCCACCAGAGCAAGCUGCACAUGGAGGGCUUCCGGAGCCUGAAGGAGGGCGAGGCCGUGGAGUUCACCUUUAAGAAGUCGGCCAAGGGCCUGGAGUCGCUGCGCGUGACCGGACCCGACGGCGCCCCCUGUCUGGGGAGCGAGAGAAGACCCAAGGGCAAGAGCGUCCAGAAGCGCAGGUCCAAGGGGGACAGGUGCUACAACUGCGGAGGACUGGACCACCACGCCAAGGAGUGCAAGCUGCCCCCCCAGCCCAAAAAGUGCCAUUACUGCCAGAGCAUCGCACACAUGGUGGCCAACUGUCCAAUCAAAGCACAGCAAUCAUCGCCCAGCUCUCAGGGAAAGCCCGCCUCCUUGAAGGGGGAUGAGGAAGAGCAGAGCCACGCCCCCUUGCCUCCAGAGAGCUCUGAUUGAAGGAGAAGCCAAUUUGUGGGUGGGGUUAAGGGGGGCGGGGGGGGCGGAGCCAGGAAGGAAGAUGAAGACCAAUCAAACGGUUUUACUGGAGACAACCACAAGUUCCUACCAAUCCUUAUAGCUGCUUUUUUGGGAUUACCUCAGGUUUAUAAUGAUCAGCAAGAGAAAAAAAAAGAAUAUUAUUUUACUUUUUGAUGGUGAAACAGUCAGGAAUAUAGCUCUGCUGCACUCAGGAAGUUUUUAGAAGAUAAUGGAACGAUGGAUUCAAGUUUCUGUAUCGCGAUAUAUAUAUAUAGUAAUAAUCAACCUCUUCCACCUUAAUGUUGUGAUACAUAUCGAUGACUUUCCAUGUCUUUUGCGGAUAAGUGUCUUAGAUUCGUACCGAAACAAUCAAAGAGCAUCUUUGUCUUUUUUUAUAAUUUUUUAAUUACAAUACUACUAUUUAGCU
Messenger RNA from Anguilla anguilla (European eel), 1379 nucleotides. It is a transcript of the gene lin28aa, whose product is annotated as protein lin-28 homolog A. The transcript is spliced from 4 exons. Gene Ontology annotation, molecular function: zinc ion binding; nucleic acid binding. NCBI's taxonomy places the organism in Eukaryota, Metazoa, Chordata, Actinopteri, Anguilliformes, Anguillidae. The record is from RefSeq and is a predicted model, not a curated record. The coding region runs from base 317 to 931 and encodes 204 amino acids.